AGCAUAUUCGGCUUCGCACCCCGCAUUCGGCCCAAGCGCCACCUCCGACUCCGACCCCGCCGCUCAGGCCCAGCCCGCACCGCAUGGACCCCACCGACCAGUCGCCGGAGGAGGUGUACUCCGUGUGGGCCCUCCCGCCGGAGCCCGUCCGCGACCGCUUCCGCGGCCUCAUGGCCGGCCUCCGCGCCGCGCACGGCGGCCCGCCCUUCGAGCCGCACGCCACCGUCGUCGGCGCCGUGCGCAUGCGCCGCCCCGCCGCAAUCCAGGCCCUCCGCGCCGCCGCGGCCGCAGCCGGCGUCGGCCCCUACACCGCCCGCGUCACCAGCGUCGCCCGCGGCGACCUCUUCUACCAGUGCGUCUACCUCCUCCUCGAGCCCACCCCCGAGGUGAUCCAGACGAGCGACCACUUCUGCGCCCACUUUGGGUUUCAGAGAUCAACCCCAUAUAUGCCGCAUGUCAGCCUCCUGUAUGGGGAUCUGACAGACGAGGAGAAGGAAGCAGCAAGGAAGAAGGUAGAGGAGAUGGACAGUGAAUUGUGCGGACUUCAGUUCGAGAUCUCCGAGCUCGCACUUUAUCGAACGGACACUGAGGAUAGAAGCUUGGAGUCCUGGGAACUGGUGGAGGUAUGCCACCUUGGGAAGAAAUGACCGGUUUCCUCUGGAUGAUACGCUUCUGCUUUGAAAUAUGAGGCAGCCACAACGUUUAGGUGGUACUGCCGUGCAAAGUUCCUGCAGCUGAAGUUUUGUCGGACGUCUGGUGCAAAAACUGUACCCCUGCCUAGUUGCUGGAACAGCACAAAUACCAUCCGGUGGAUACCAGAUCUUGGUUCUGGUCUUUCAUAAACUACAAGCUCUCGGCCUGCAAAAGCACCCCAGUAUUAAUUAGUUAAGAAUUUAAAGGGUAAUUCAACUGGGUGGAAACAUCUAGUCAUUUAUCUGGAAUGAAGUUUACUCUCUUCGGUUCUAGGCAACUAAGAGUUUUACUUAAUCUCCAUAUACAUGGGUAGCCUUUAUUCUGCUGUAUAUGUUAGUUGCAAGUAAACCAUACAAAGCAAACUCUUCGAAACCUAUGUAUGAUUGAAUUAUAUUAUUGAUUGCAUGAA
Molecule: messenger RNA, 1102 nt
Organism: Hordeum vulgare subsp. vulgare (domesticated barley)
Lineage: Eukaryota; Viridiplantae; Streptophyta; Magnoliopsida; Poales; Poaceae
Product: cyclic phosphodiesterase-like
Exons: 4
Coding region: 84-647 (187 amino acids)
Biological process (GO): cyclic nucleotide metabolic process
Molecular function (GO): 2',3'-cyclic-nucleotide 3'-phosphodiesterase activity
Source: RefSeq, a predicted model, not a curated record